Messenger RNA from Acanthosepion pharaonis, 633 nucleotides. Lineage: Eukaryota; Metazoa; Mollusca; Cephalopoda; Sepiida; Sepiidae. The record is from the annotation of a GenBank genome assembly.
AUGGAGGUUUCAGGGUUUUCUCUCUCUCUCUUUUCCUGUUUUCUCUCUCUCCUGUUUUCUCUCUCUCUCUCCUGUUUCUCUCUCUCUCUCUCCUGUUUCUCUCUCUCUCUUUGUUUUUCUCUCUCUCUCUCUUUACUGUUUUCUCUCUCUCUCUCUUACUAUUUUCCUCCUCUCUCUCUUUACUAUUUCUCUCUCUCUCUCUCUUUGUUUUCUCUCUCUCUUUCUCUUUUCCUCUCUCUCUCUCUUUACUGUUUCUCUCUCUCUCUCUCACCUGAAAAGUUUCUCUCUCUCUCUUUUUUUCUCUCUCUCUUUUAUUUCUCUCUCUUUACUUUCUUUUCUCUCUCUCUCUCUUUAUACUGCUCUCUCUCUCUCUUUAUUUUUCUUUCUUUCUUCUUUUUCUCUCUCUCUCUCUCUUUACUCUUUUCAUUUUCUUCUCUCUCUCUCUCUUUAGGCUUUUACACAUUGCUUUUUUCCUUUGACUUCUCAGCUCUUUCAGGUUUAGAUUUUUUUUUUUUUUCUCUCUCUCUUUACUCUCUCUCUCUCUUUACUGUGGGAGUGGUCCUCUCUCUCUCUCUCUCUUUAUUUAAUUUCUCUCUCUUCUUUACCAACGAUUUUCUCUCUCUCUCUCUUUGA